Messenger RNA from Colletotrichum siamense, 360 nucleotides. RefSeq lists its product as uncharacterized. NCBI's taxonomy places the organism in Eukaryota, Fungi, Ascomycota, Sordariomycetes, Glomerellales, Glomerellaceae. The record is from RefSeq and is a predicted model, not a curated record. The coding region runs from base 1 to 360 and encodes 119 amino acids. The transcript has 3 exons.
AUGAACUGCGCACAAAUGGUGGUAUCCGCCGAGCAUUUCAUCCAGAUUUCGAGGCUCAAGUCGGCCAGGUCACCAGACUUUCAGCCCAACCUCGUGAGACGCGCUUCAGGAACCAGCCAUCAACCAGACUCCAGUCUGAGGUCACCUCUCCUCGUCUUUCCCAGACUUGCAGGCUGGGGCCCCUGGCUCAUCGGGGCCGAAAGAGCGAGCACGGGGCAGGAAACGAUCCCGAAAGGCGACGGUCCAUUGAAGCGGCCAGUCCACAGCGGAUGGAGGAGAGGGUGCACCCGGCUAACCAUGUCGCUGCUGGCGAUGAAGCUGGGGGAUGGUGGCCCAGGGGAGGGGCAAGGCACCGGCUGA